AUGCAAGCUGAGGAGCUAGAAUUAACUUUGACUGCUACGGAGUUGGAGUACUCAAUGAGAUUGGCUACCUGCAACGGUCUCGUAUGUUUUUACAGGGAGUAUCCAGUACUUAUGUGGAACCCUGUUACGAAAGAAUCCAUAAUGCUCUCCAAGGCUAGGAUUGACGAAAAGGUGGAGUUUGCGAAUGCAUGCGGAUUCGGAUAUGAUGCGGAAAAUAAUGAAUAUAAAGCGGUUCAAUUGUUACGUCGCCCCUCUGACUCUUCAUUGGAGUGCAUGGUUCUGAACAUAGGUACCAACAUGUCAUGGAGACGAAUCCAACAGCAAGACAACUUUCUUCACCAAAAUCUCAAGGAUGUUGACGACAGUCCGGAAUCAAUAUUUUUCGAAGGAUCCAUAUACUGGUGGACUUACGAUGACAUUGUGUGUUUUGAUGUUACAGCUGACACAUUCAAAAUGGUUCCUGCACCGGCAGCUGUAGAGAAGAGUACACGUCCUCAUCAUCUGCAGCCGCGUCAUGACGAUAGCACAACAUCGCACAUGGUUGAACUAGAUAACAGUCUUUGUUCUGUGGAACUCUAUAUUUGUGGUGGACUGAUGGAUAUAUGGAUGAUGAAGAAGGACUGCGUUGACAUGACAAAUCUAUGGGUCAAGGCAUAUUUUAUUGAUCUGGAUCCUAUUAAUUUUAAGAGGCCACCUUUUCAUAUUAGGCCUUUUUGCGUUCGAGGUAAGAAGAUUUAUCUCAAUUGCAGGUACGGAUUGGCUUGUUAUGAUACGGAAACUAAAGAAUUUGAGAUGGUUUUCACCAAAGAAGCUCAUUGUUAUAAUUAUGCUGUUGCCUACACAAAGAGCACUGUUUGUCUGAAGGAUAUAGUUGGCUCAAAGUGUGUCAGCACAGCACACAUAGGAGAGUGUGAGGCAUGCCGUGCGCUGUGCCAUAUUGCGCCAAGGAUCUAG
Molecule: messenger RNA, 954 nt
Organism: Papaver somniferum (opium poppy)
Lineage: Eukaryota; Viridiplantae; Streptophyta; Magnoliopsida; Ranunculales; Papaveraceae
Product: F-box/kelch-repeat protein At3g23880-like
Exons: 1
Coding region: 1-954 (317 amino acids)
Source: RefSeq, a predicted model, not a curated record